Molecule: messenger RNA, 2588 nt
Organism: Talaromyces proteolyticus
Lineage: Eukaryota; Fungi; Ascomycota; Eurotiomycetes; Eurotiales; Trichocomaceae
Product: putative C2H2 finger domain protein
Exons: 8
Coding region: 276-2333 (685 amino acids)
Biological process (GO): regulation of transcription by RNA polymerase II; DNA-templated transcription
Cellular component (GO): chromatin
Molecular function (GO): zinc ion binding; DNA-binding transcription factor activity, RNA polymerase II-specific; RNA polymerase II cis-regulatory region sequence-specific DNA binding
Source: RefSeq, a predicted model, not a curated record
CUCCUGUUUAUUUUCUUACGUCCUAUCUGAUCUGUCCGUCGCUCCUUUACGCACUCGCUGUGUCGCCCAGGCCUCCGUGCACUCGUUCACUUUACUACUCUCCAGCCAGGCCGCUAUCUGGCCCUGGACGAAUUCGUGGUGGGCCAGGACCCAAUUUGGGAUCGUCGCCCCGGCUCCCGACCUCCGCAAUCCGCGCUGGACAAUUUAAAACCUCUUAACUACUAAUUACUACCGUCGAGCCGGGCGCUCCCCCAGAUGGCCCCUCCCCGGCCGCCAUGAUGAAGCAAGCAUCAGAUAAACACUUUCGCUGCAAUAUCUGCCAGCGAGGAUUUACGCGCAUUGAUCAUCUCAAGAGACAUCACCUUCGACAUUCCGGGGUGAAACCGUAUUCCUGUGUUUUUUGUUCCGAAGCCUUUGCACGAUGCGACAAUCUACGAGAUCACUACCCGGAUUGUGCACAGAGGGGAGAUCGUCCGAUCCCUGAAACAGGUCAGCGAGGUAGACGCCGACAUGCUUGUGAAUCAUGUACCUCCAUGAAGCUCCGUUGUGAUGGCGAAAGCCCAUGCAGCUCUUGCGUCAAGAGGAAUUUGACAUGCAACAACACACGCAAACAAGCGAUACUGGAUCAGAUGCCUUCGAAAGAAUUCACGCCUGUUAAAGCUGAAGAAUACGAGUCGUCCGAUCGUGGGUCGAUCAACUUUCUCUUAAAUGCCGGCACCGAUAGCUUUACAGAAAAGUUCCACUUGCCUCCGCGAAGCGAUCGCGCCAGAGGCAUGGAAUAUCACAAUCAGGCAGAGCUAGAGGCAACAAGUCCUAUUGCUUCGUACCCACUGGGUGCUAGCAAAUUGAACUCAAUUGGCGCUGUGCUCCCUGAGUUUGAUGACUUGGGAUCCUUUCAAGAGAAUUUCAUGUCUUUCAUCACGGGACCGUUUGAUGCGCAAAAAUCUUGCCAGAAUGCUUUGGGAGGAGGGCUCAAUACCCAGGGAAUGCCCGCACCUGGCCAGGAUUCUAACUUGGGUGCCGUCAGUGAUUCAUCAUACUACGAGCCUGAGAGUUCAUUCUCAAUGUCAUUGAUUCAGUCGAUUUUGGCUAAAUCCUGGACGGUAAACUUGGACGCAAAAUUCCAACAGGAAAUAUCGACGAAUCUACGGUUUCUGCUCACGACACGACGCAUUCGCAAAUUUGUCGCUCUUUAUUUCAGAUACUGGCAUCCUAAUUGCCCAAUUAUCCACGCACAAUCUUUUGAUUUAGAACAUGUUCCGACGCCAUUGCUUGCUUCUGUGGUUUUCAUGGGAGCCAUGUACUCGAGUGAUGAGCGUGAAACACAUGUCGCGAGACGAAUGCUAGAUUUUGCAGAGCUUUACGUGUACUCAACCGAGACUUUAUCAUGUGAGAACGAAAUCAGUCGAAUAUUUACUGGUCAACCCAUUACCGAUGCUGAGCGAAAAGACUGGACAUUGUUUCAAAACUUCCAAGCAGCAUAUUUGAUGCUCGUCAUUCAAUAUUGGGCAGGAUCAAAAGCAUCUCGUAAUCGGGCAAUGGAAACUCGCUUUAGUGAGAUUAUAUUGAUCGCUCGUAGUAUGGCCCUUGCGAAAUGUCGUCAUCUGCCCGAGGAUCGUAUUCAUGAGGCAUUAUGGAUCCAAAAGGAGUGUCGUAUUCGCACUAUCAAUAUCAUUUCUCUUCUCGACUGUGCCUUCUCCUUCUACCAAAACUUUCCUUGCCGACUAACCCCAGCAGAAAUGGAAUGUGAUUUGCCUUGUGACGACUCGCUGUUCAAUUCUGAACACCCCUUCGCUGAACCCAAUUUCUCCUUUACGCGAGAGACAACGCUGUAUCAAGCUUUUCAACAUCUUUUCGACGAUGAACAGUCCAUUGCAAAAACUACAAACACCAAUUCUCCCGCGAUCAUGAACUUUACCGUUUUCGACAUGUUUAUUUUAAUUCACCUUUUAUAUGCAUACAUCAAUUCUCACAUGACUGUUUUGGCUCCUAUAAUGCGGUUUCGACAGUCGGAACUGCAAUCUUAUUCCUCACCGCCAACAGAUGGUGACCGCCGCGCCUCAAGCAAGGGUCAAGUUCCGGAUGACCCAAUCGUUGGACAUAUUCGUUCUGCCCUCUCUCGAUGGCGUCUACUAUGGAUGACUCUUCGUACACAAAUACCGGCUCAUGAGUGGGCCUCGAUGGGCUUCUUUAAGAACGCGUAUAGCUUUUGGCUGGUAGCUCAGCUGCUGAUUACCAAGAAGCAUAGCGUAGAUGUCAUCAUGCAGAUGGAAGUCAAAUGUGAAGAUAAGCUAGACAAACUUAAAGUCUUACUGCAGGACGAAAAUGAUUGAUAUGACCUUCCUUUCACCUUUCCCCUUUUUUGACUUUUAUUCAUUUCCCCUCUGUUUUCCCCAUUAGACUUACUGUAUGCUUAUAUUGGAUUGUAUCCAUGGAAGCGAGGCAUGUGAUUUUGCUGUCGGCUUUUAUGAAUGGUUUGGACAUGGUGACCGGCGUUCUGUAGCGUGGUUGGAAUUCUAAAAGUUCUUUAGAAUAUAUCGAUCUGGUUUUACACAUUGGCCUUCAAACCUUCAUGAGUGACCAGUUAC